Molecule: messenger RNA, 972 nt
Organism: Ornithodoros turicata
Lineage: Eukaryota; Metazoa; Arthropoda; Arachnida; Ixodida; Argasidae
Gene: Apt1
Product: acyl-protein thioesterase 1-like
Exons: 8
Coding region: 113-814 (233 amino acids)
Biological process (GO): protein depalmitoylation
Cellular component (GO): cytoplasm
Molecular function (GO): carboxylic ester hydrolase activity; palmitoyl-(protein) hydrolase activity
Source: RefSeq, a predicted model, not a curated record
UCCCACCCACUCAAGCGACGUCGUAAAGUAAAGGAAGCAAGGUACGCGGGUAAGCCGCUAGUGGUGCUGCAGUUUCCCGGCGUUUUUCGGUGUGCGAUUCUCAGCACGGUAAAUGCACCUGCAGUUCUCUCGGUGUAUGGGAAACACGGCUUCAAGCAUGCCGUCGCCAGUGAUAGUGUCCGCUACAGCCAAGCAUACAGCUACGGUUAUUUUUAUGCACGGCUUAGGAGACACAGGUCUGGGGUGGUCGCCAAUCUUGGAAGCUAUACGACAACCACACAUAAAGUACAUCUGCCCCACUGCCCCAACAAUACCAGUCACACUAAAUGGUGGCAUGCCAAUGCCUGCCUGGUUCGACCUUUUCUCCUUGAACCCUAAUGGAGCAGAAGAUGAAGCCGGCAUCAAGAGUGCUACAGAAUGUAUUCACAGGUUGAUACACGAAGAGGAAAAACUUGGCAUUCCGUCGCACCGAAUUGUCCUAGGUGGAUUUAGUAUGGGUGGUGCCUUGGCUUUGUAUUCGGGCUUCAAGCUAUCAAAACCCCUCGCUGGAAUGUUAGGCCUCAGCUGCUGGCUACCUCUUUACAAGGAAUUUCCAGCAGGAGCUGCAGGAAACCAGGACACGUCGGUGCUACUUUGUCAUGGUGACAGUGAUGACCUAGUACCGCUCAAGUGGGGUGCCCUCACCUGUGAGCUUCUCAAAAGCUUUGUCAAGUCCGUCGACAUGAAGCAGUACCGAGGCAUGGGUCAUUCCUCUUGUGAAGAGGAAAUGAAAGACAUCAGCACAUUCCUACAGUCCAGGCUGCCACCAGUGUGAAAGUGUAGAUGUAAAGAGUAAGGUCAGGCAAUCACAUGAACCGCAGGGGGCAACAUUUUCUUUCUACCGCCUCCGCACCUAGAGUGGCAGAGUCAUCAUCCAGCCAUCCUCACACAGAAAUAAAUACACUGCACAUGCAAAACAGUGAAAUAACUUUA